This is a messenger RNA of Gastrolobium bilobum, 825 nucleotides long. RefSeq lists its product as uncharacterized. The coding region runs from base 1 to 825 and encodes 274 amino acids. The record is from RefSeq and is a predicted model, not a curated record. The transcript has 5 exons. NCBI's taxonomy places the organism in Eukaryota, Viridiplantae, Streptophyta, Magnoliopsida, Fabales, Fabaceae.
AUGUCAACUAAUGAACCUGAGCCUCAAGCUUUCAUUGGAAUGAUAAAUAAUGAAAAGGCCAGUGUCUCCUCUGAGUGGUGGUUGGAGAGUGGUGCUACCUGUCAUAUUACAAAUGAUAGGAAUUUACUUAUUGAGGUCAUAGAAGUGAAAGACACAGUGGAAAAUUGCAGUGGUGAUGAGACAAAUGCGACUCAUGUCGAAACUGCAAAUUUGGUGCUUUCUUCAAAAUCUAGAAAUGCAGAAUUCUUUGAGAAUGAGUUUCUCAAAGAUCAUGGUUUGAGUGCUUCAGGUUCUACAGACAUGAUUUUAGAAUCUCCUAUAGAAUCUGAAGCAAGCCCUUCUGACACUAACCCUACACAACUGGUUGUUGAAUCAGUUCCAGUUAGAGCAGAAGCCAUAGAUGAUGAAAUGAGCUCUCUGUUGCAGAAUUUUACUUGGCAGUUAGUCAAUUUACCGAAAAGGGAUAAGGUUAUAGGCUUGAGUGACAUGAAAGCUAAUUUAACUAAAGAAUUUGACAUGAAAGAUUUUGGUAUUACUAAUACCAUUCUUGGUAUGAAAGUAAGCUUUGAAAGUUGCACUAAACCUAACAUAGCCUUUAUAGUUGGCAUGCUGAGUCGUUUCACUAGUAAUCCUAGUAAAGAGCAUUGGGAUGCCCUCGAUAGGCUGAUGAGAUAUCUUAAAGGUACUAAAUAUUAUGCUUUACAUUGCUCUGGUUAUCCUUCAAUUGUGGAUGGAUAUUCUAAUACGUCAUGGUCUUCAGAAAUGAGAAAUAGUAAGUUCACCAGUGGAUAUGUAUUCACUUUGGGUGGAGCUACUAUUGCUUGA